AUGGAUUACCAGAAUCGCGCGGGCUCCAAGUUUGGCGGCGGCGGCGUGGCCUCGCACAGCGCCACCAGCGCCGACCGCCGCGAGCGCCUGCGCAAGCUCGCGCUCGAGACCAUCGACCUUGAUAAGGAUCCCUACUUCUUCCGCAACCACCUGGGCUCGUUCGAGUGCCGCCUCUGCCUGACGGUGCACCAGAACGACGGCUCCUACCUGGCCCACACCCAGGGCAAGAAGCACCAGACCAACCUGGCGCGCCGCGCCGCGCGCGAGCAAAAGGAGGGCAAGGGCGAGAUCGACCCCAACACGGGCCUGCCCGUCGGCGUCAUGGGCGCCGGCUUUGCGGCGCUGGGCUUGGGCGCGCCGCGCCGCAACCUGGUCAAGAUCGGCCGCCCGGGCUACAAGAUCACCAAGGUGCGCGACCCCAUCACCAAGCAGCAAGGGCUGCUGUUCCAGCUGCAGUACCCCGAGCUCGGCGCCGGCGUGACGCCCAAGUGGCAGGUCAUGAGCGCCUUCACGCAGCGCGUCGAGGAGCCCGACCGCAACUUCCAGUACCUGCUCGUGGCCGCCGAGCCGUACGAGACGUGCGCCUUCAAGAUCCCCGCGCGCGAGCUCGACAAGCGCGAGGACCGCCAGUUCAGCUUCUGGAGCCCAGACUCCAAGGACUACUGGAUCCAGAUCAUGUUCAUGACGGAGCGCGAGGAGCGCUUCAACGCCGCCCCGGGCCUGACGGGAAGACGUUGA
Messenger RNA from Lasiosphaeria miniovina, 738 nucleotides. RefSeq lists its product as uncharacterized. The transcript has a single exon. The record is from RefSeq and is a predicted model, not a curated record. Gene Ontology annotation, cellular component: nucleus; U2-type prespliceosome; U2 snRNP. Bases 1 to 738 code for a protein of 245 amino acids. Gene Ontology annotation, molecular function: zinc ion binding; nucleic acid binding. Gene Ontology annotation, biological process: spliceosomal complex assembly. Lineage: Eukaryota; Fungi; Ascomycota; Sordariomycetes; Sordariales; Lasiosphaeriaceae.